GUGACAGUAGACAGGAUCAGGUCACGUGAUUGCAUCUGUUGACGAUUGUAUCUGGAUUUGCACAAUGAAUUCGGCCUUUCACUGUGUCUGGUGCAAUGUCAUCGCCUCCCUAACUGGCGUUUACUGAGUAAAUAUAAUACACACAUUCACAGCCUAACGAACGCAACCCCGGGUGUUAAGUCGAAAGUAAACGGAGAGGACAUGUAAAGCCAUCGUUUUAAAAAGGAGGAAUUGUAUACGCUGACUAAGGAGAACCCAUGAAGUUCACAUAUCGAGCCUUUCUUUUAUAAGGUCCUGCUGUAGUUCUGGUCUGUAUCCAGUCUCCUCUCUAAAUGGCGAUAGCACGCCAGUUUGGAUUACUCUUGUGGAAGAACUACCUUCAGCAGAAGCGUCAGAUCCUGGUGACUCUUGUAGAGAUCGCCCUGCCCCUGCUCUUCUCGGGCAUCCUCAUCGUGCUGCGCGAGAACGUGCCCUUCAAGGACUACCCCAAUGCCACGCUCUACCAGAGCUUCUCUGUGGAUGGCCUGCAGUACCCACUGGACAACUACCAUCACUACCAGUUGGCCUAUGUGCCGGGCAACGCCAGUGUGGUGCGGCGGGUGGCAGAGGACGUGCAGCACAGCCUGGACCCCGUCAUCAGUUCAGUGCAUGGGUUUGAGACAGAGGAGCAGUUUGAGGACUUUGUGAGGAAGGACCCUCAGUCUCGGAAGGUUCUGGCUGCUGUGGUGUUUGAGCACUCCUUCACUCACGAUGAUGAGCCACUGCCCCAACAGGUCAGCUACCACCUGCGGUUCAGCUUUAGUCCCCGUAAUGCCCCGGCCAAGGAGAAGUCUGAGCUGAACAUCAACAAUGACUUUGACUGGCACACCCUCAACUUGUUCCCCCUCUUCCAACUGCCCGGGCCCAGGGAGCAGUACGACCUCCAGGGGGGCACGCCUGGUUAUUUCCGCGAGGGUUUCCUGGCAGUGCAGCAUGCGGUCAACCAGGCCAUCAUGCGUUCCUAUAACAGCACAGGAGCAGCCUGGCUCCUCUCCCACACCCGGGUGGUCCUCCGCCGAUUCCCCUUCCCGCCGUUCAUCUACGACGUGUUCAUCCUGGCCAUCCAGAACCAGCUGCCCCUCCUCCUGGUGCUGAGCCUCACCUAUACCUCUCUGAACAUCGUGAGGGCCGUGGUGCAGGAGAAGGAGAGGAAGCUCAAGGAGUACAUGCGGAUGAUGGGCCUCAGUAACUGGCUGCACUGGACGGCCUGGUUCCUCAUGUUCUUCCUCUUCCUCGCCAUCUCCAUGUUCUUCGUCACGCUGCUCUUCUGCAUCAAGGUGAGCCCUAAUGGAGCUGUGUUGACCUAUAGUGACCCCACCCUGGUCUUUGUCUUCCUGCUUGUCUUUGCCGUGGCAACCAUCAACUUCAGCUUCAUGAUCAGUGCCUUCUUCUCAAGAGCCAAUGUGGCGGCGGCGGCGGGCGGCUUCAUCUACUUCCUGUCCUACCUGCCGUACGUGUUCCUAUGGCCUCGCUACGACCUGCUUAGCCACGCCCAGAAGGUGUCUGCCUGCCUCAUCUCCAAUGUGGCCAUGGCCAUGGGAGCGCAGCUACUAGGCAUGUUUGAGGGCAAAGGCACGGGGAUCCAGUGGUGUAACCUGUUUGAGUCGGUGACGGUGGACGAUGACUUCUCCCUGGCCCAGGUGCUGGGGCUGCUGCUGCUGGAUGCCCUGCUCUAUGGCCUGGUGGCCUGGUACGUGGAGGCUGUGUUCCCAGGGGAGUACGGAGUCCCUCUGCCCUGCUACUUCUUCCUACUGCCGUCCUACUGGUGCAGCAGCCCCCGCAUGGCCAUGGUGAAGGAAGAGGAAGACGUGGAGAAGGCUCUGAAGGGAGAGUUCAUCGAGGAGGAGCCAGCCGGACUGGUCUCAGGAGUCAAGAUCAAACACCUGAACAAGGAGUUCAAAGUGGGUAACAAGACGCGGCAGGCUGUCAAGGAUCUGACAGUGAACAUGUUCGAGGGCCAGAUCACAGUUCUGCUGGGGCACAACGGAGCCGGGAAGACCACCACACUGUCCAUGCUGACAGGUCUGUUUCCUCCCAGCAGUGGCAGGGCCUACAUUAACGGCUAUGACAUCUGUCAGGACAUGGUUCUGAUUCGCCACAGCCUGGGCCUGUGUCCGCAGCACGACGUGCUCUUUGACAACCUCACUGUCCAGGAGCACCUGCUAUUCUACACACAGCUGAAGGGGUAUUCCCAGGAGAAGAUUCCAGCUGAGGUGGACCGGAUCAUCAGGAUUCUGAACCUGGAGGACAAGCGACAUUCCCACUCCAAGACCCUGUCAGGUGGGAUGAAGAGGAAACUAUCCAUUGGCAUCGGCCUCAUCGGAGACUCCAAGGUGGUGAUGUUGGAUGAGCCCACGUCGGGCAUGGACCCGUCGGCGAGGCGGGCCACCUGGGACCUGCUCCAGGGUGAGAAGCGCGGGCGCACCAUCCUGCUGACUACACACUUUAUGGACGAGGCCGACCUGCUGGGGGACCGUAUAGUCAUCAUGGCUGGGGGAGAGCUGCAGUGCUGCGGCUCGCCUCUGUUUCUCAAGAACAAAUAUGGUGCUGGCUACCACAUGGUGAUCGUGAAGGAUGCGCUGUGCAACGUGUCUGAGAUCACACGUCUGGUCCACAUGUACGUUCCCAAUGCCACGCUGGAGAGCAGUGCUGGGGCUGAGCUCUCAUACAUUCUGCCCAAAGAGAGCACCAACCGGUUUGAGCUGCUGUUUGCAGAGCUGGAGAUGAACAGAGAGGAGCUGGGCAUCGCCAGCUAUGGAGCCUCUGUCACCACCAUGGAGGAGGUCUUCCUCAGAGUGGGGAAGCUGGUGGAUUCUAGCCUGGACAUCCAGGCCAUCCAGCUGCCCCCGCUGCAGUACCAACACGAGAGACGCUCCCAUGACUGGACCAUGGACGACACCAGCAGCUACAGCGGCAUGACGGACGUCACCGACUUCACUGACAGCGGCACGCUCAUCUCCGAGGACUGCUCCAACAUCAAGCUCAACACCGGGACCAGACUGUACAUGCAGCAGUUCUAUGCCAUGUUCCUGAAGCGGGCGCUCUAUAGCUGGAGGAACUGGAAGGUGAUUGUGGCCCAGUUCCUGGUGCCCCUGGUGUUCACCGUGCUGGCCCUGGUGGUGGCAAAGACCUUCCCCGGGCGCCACGACUCACCGCAGCUGAGGCUGGCACUGGGCCGCUAUGGCCCCACCACCGUGCCCGUGGCCCUGGAGCCCGGCAAGGGACCGCUGGCAAUCGCCCUGGCACAGGUGUAUUCUUCACAAUUGGCCGCCCAGCAAGCCCAGGACGUCAAUAUUAGGGACUUCACGGAGUACGUGCUCACCAAGACCGAGGAGGAGGGUGGGGCAUUCAACGAGCGCUGCGUGGUGGGUGCAUCAUUCAGAGGCGGCACGGGGAAGUUUACCGAGGUCACGGCCUACUUCAAUAACCAGGGCUACCACACGGCCGCUACAGCCCUGAUGAUGGUGGACAACACCCUGUUCAAAAUGCUGGCCGGGCCCAACGCAUCGAUUAUGACGGGAAACAUGCCCAUGCCCCGCAACGUCUCCGAGAGCGCCCAGAGUCAGCUGACAGAAGGUCAGACAGGCUUUGCCAUCGCCAUCAACCUGAUGUAUGGCAUGGCAUCCCUGUCCAGUACCUUCGCCCUGCUCCUGGUCACAGAGCGUUCACUCAAGUCCAAGCACGUACAGCAGGUCAGCGGCGUCUACCUCUCCAACUUCUGGUUCUCUGCACUGCUCUGGGACCUGGUCAACUUCUUCCUGCCCUGCAUGCUCAUGCUGGUGGUGUUCCGGGCGUUUGGGGUCAAGGCCUUCGUAGCAGACAACCACCUGGUUGACGUGUUAUUACUCCUGCUGCUAUAUGGCUGGGCCGUCAUCCCCCUCAUGUACCUGCUCAGCUUCCUGUUCUCCACCGCUGCCACCGCCUACACCCGCCUCACCAUCUUCAACAUCAUCAGCGGCACCGCCACCUUCCUCACCGUCACCAUCAUGACCAUCCCAGAGCUAUAUCUACAGGACCUGUCUCGUAACCUGGACAAGGUGUUCCUGCUCUUCCCUAACUACUGCCUGGGCAUGUCCUUCAGCCAGUUCUACCAGAACUACCAGUUCAUCACCUUCUGCACCCCCAACCCCGUGACCAUGGCCUUCUGCCGUGCCUUCAACAUCACGUACCAGGAGAACUACUUCUCCAUGUCGGAGCCGGGGGUGGGGCGUUUCCUGGUGGCCCUGUCCCUGCAGGGUGUAGUCUUCAUCACCCUCCUCUUCAUCAUCGAGAUGCAGUGUGUCAAAACCCUCCGCCGCUUCCUCACCCACCUCGCCAGCAGACGUAAACAGUUGCCUCUGAUGGGGGAUGCGGCCCUACUGCCGGAGGACAGGGACGUAGCGGAGGAGAGGAAGAGGGUUCUGGAGUGUCAGCCCAUAGUAGAAUCUAUGGUGGGGAGCCCACUCAUUCUGCAGGACCUCAGCAAGGUAUACAGCAGUGGAGAAACAGUACUGGCGGUAGACAGACUCUCUCUAGCAGUGGGGAAAGGAGAGUGUUUUGGCCUGCUGGGUUUCAAUGGAGCAGGGAAGACCACCACCUUCAAGAUGCUCACCGGGGACGAGACUGUCACCUCUGGCGAUGCCUACAUUGACGGCUACAGCAUUCUGAGGGAUGUCAAGAAGGUACAGCAGCGGAUUGGCUAUUGCCCGCAGUUCGACGCUGUCCUGGAUCACAUGACAGGAAGAGAAACGCUGAGCAUGUAUGCUAGGCUCCGGGGGAUACCAGAGAAAUACGUGUCAGGCUGCGUGGAGAACGUGCUACGAUCCUUACUACUGGAGCCCCAUGCUGACAAACUGUGCCGCAGCUACAGUGGGGGCAAUAAGAGGAAGCUGAGUGCGGCUGUGGCUCUGAUUGGUGGACCCCCGGUCAUCUUCCUGGACGAGCCGUCCACUGGCAUGGACCCGGUUGCUAGGCGACUGCUGUGGGAUGCUGUGACGCGCACCCGAGAGUCUGGAAAGGCCAUCAUCAUCACCUCUCACAGUAUGGAGGAAUGCGAGGCCCUGUGUACCCGGCUGGCUGUGAUGGUGAACGGUCAGUUUAAGUGUCUGGGCAGUCCCCAGCACCUGAAGAGUAAGUUUGGCAGCGGCUACACACUACUGGCUAAAGUACGAGUGGACAAGGAGGUGGAGGAUAGCGACCUGCAACUCUUCAAGGACUUCAUCGAGAGCACCUUCCCAGGAAGUCUACUAACAGAUGAACACCAGGGCAUGGUGCACUAUCACUUAACUGACAAGACACUUACCUGGGCACAGGUGUUUGGCACCCUGGAGGCAGCCAAAGAGAAGUACAACAUCGACGACUACGCUGUGAGCCAGAUCUCCUUGGAGCAGGUGUUCCUCAGCUUCGCCCAGUUCCAGCACUGCAGCAGGAAAUAGAUACAGUGAGGGGGAGCUCCAUCUCUCUGUUUCUCUCUCUUUCUGUCUGUCCAUCCGUCGUGUGUAUUUCUCCACUCUGUGUGGCUGACCUGUAUACAUGGGCUCGACUAUGUGACGCGCCACUGAGCUAUGAUCAGGUCUUGAUCUACAUACACACAGACAGACACUGUGCAGUGAUGGAGCAGAGUUUGAAUCCCUGGACACCCGGUCUUCAACGUGGCCGUGUUACCCCAGCUCCCUCUAACCCCGCUGGGCUUGGACCGCCAACCAGACUGGACCUGUUGAUCCAAGCCUGGGUCUUAACCAUCAACCACUCCUUUCUCUUCUGUUCAAUCAGUUUGUGUGUUGGACAUUUAGGUCAGUACAGAGGCAAGGUUAGGGUUAGGGAGUUCUGUUUAGGGGGGGGGGGGUGUCUGCUAUACGACCAAGUAAGAAAUCUUAGAUGUUACCCCUUUUUUGUCUUUGACGUUUAAGACCAUGUAUACAACUGGAUACCACUGGAUAUGAUGGUCUACUCUGUAUAAUACAACUCAGCCUUGUGAAUGUGUGACAGGCAGGGUUGUGAAUGUGUGACAGGCAGGGUUGUGAACUUGUAUGCAGCUUUCUUUAUGAAUGAUUUUUGUCUCCUCAUAUGAUUCUUACUGUGAUCCUAAACAAUUGUGCACAGGGGGUAUUGUUCGUCACUGAUAUGAUUGAAAUAUACAAUGAAGCACUUCAAGUGAUGGAAUUGUAAAACAAAUCAACACAUUUUUUUCUUUAUUAGGGUAAAUGCCAUGCUAAUGCCAUGCCAGGGUAAAUGCCAUGCUAAUGCCAUGCCAGGGUAAAUGCCAUGCUAAUGCCAUGCCAGGGUAAAUGCUAUGCUCUAACACUUGCUCAUCAUUUUUGGUCGGAUGUAAAUGAUGUAAUAGAUUCAUGGUACUGAAGCCACUUCCUGUAGGAAAUCAUUAGUUUGGUUUGCAGGAACAUUAGCUAACAAUUGCAUGUCUGAAUGAACAACAACCUCUCUGCACUGCAUUGCAUGGCACACCAACAGUGUGCUAGGUAUUGAGAUGCCCUCAGACCAUCAUCGAAAUUCCUAAUUGCAAGAUUCAGAAAGAAAAAAGGUCUUGAAGGAUUUGGGCAUGUUGGACUGUGUGGUUUCUAUCCUUAGCAUUGUGUCCACUGACUGAAGCACAACUUCCCUUUCUACGGGCUACAGUAAGUUUGAUGCAGUGUCAUAGUUACAUAAUCACUAUAUCAACCUGCUGAGGUACAGAUAUAUUAUUUGACUUUAAGGGAUAAGUCAAUGACCUUGUGAAAUCACUGAACUAUCCCUUUAAUUGAGGUGUUUUUUGGUUAGUUUACCCACACUAAUUUAACUGCAGCCUAAGCAUUUCAUGUUAACUUUAUUUGUUUGUGUGCUGUCCCUUUACUGCUGUCAAUUAUACUACUACAGUACUACAAUGUUAUUCCUGAAGGCUGAAACAAAAUGAUGUUUUUGCUUAUCAAUGUGUAGAUGCAUUACAGCUAUGGACCAAUGCACUGUUACGUCCUCUUAAUAUAGAGUUUAGAGUACUUUACUAUAGAGUAACACACCGUCCAGUCAACAAAUCAGUCACUUUCUUCCCGUCCAUUGGCUGUUUUGUUUUCUCAUUUGAAAACCCUUUCUUAAUGUAUUUGAAUGAAGAGGUUGAAUGAGAAUGUGAGGUUUAAAGACAAUAGCUUCCACAAGAAUGAAAGUAUUUCUGUCCAGACAGAGAAUUCCUGCGUCUUGUCCCAGCAUUCCAUUUAUACUUUUUUUUUUUGCUUUGUGGAAAAUGUUUAGGCCAAGUCUAAUAUUUAGUCCAAUUGUGUCUAGACAUGUUAACUCUCCUAUGUUCUCCCAAUGCUACACUGGUUGAUGUGGUUAUGUAUCUAAACUAUCAACAGUAGUCAUGGGAGCAUAGUGUAAACGUCUUAAAGGGGUAGCUGACUUUUUUUGUUGAUGUUUUCAGUUUAAAAAAGUAAACUGUCCUUUUUAAAAGAAUGUUUCUGAAAAUGGUUAACUUAUCAAUGCAACUGACUGUAAAACAGCCUCACAUAAGGACCAUGAAGGAUCAACUCUGCCCCCCCACCUCCCCUCAUAGCUCACUCAAUCUAGCAAGUUGACUUUUUUAUUUUUAUUUUUUAAAAGCACUUUUGAAGUAAACCUCCGCAACAAUGUCUGUUUCUGGGAUGGUUGAACUGAUAGGCAAGUGGUUACAGACUUAUGUUUGGAAGACAAAAAAUAUUGCUUAUUGAUUAUACAGGGCUCUGUCCUGACAACUUCUGUUUUUGUUACGUUUCUACAUAUUACAGAUGCUAGUUCAUCUAUGUGGACAUGUCUUACAGCAAGUAAAAGAGAACUUGAAAACAUUGUGAUGAUGAUGAUGCAUAUGAUUAGGAUGAAAUACAAUGUAUCAUAUUUAAAAAGGGACUCUUCAUCAUUGUACUCGUAUGUACUGUAUCAUGGAACUAACCUUGUCUACUGUAUAAUUACUGCUAUUAUUUUUUAAAUUAAAUUUGCUGUAUGCAAAUUGGAACAAAAA
This is a messenger RNA of Oncorhynchus mykiss (rainbow trout), 7999 nucleotides long. The record is from RefSeq and is a predicted model, not a curated record. NCBI's taxonomy places the organism in Eukaryota, Metazoa, Chordata, Actinopteri, Salmoniformes, Salmonidae.